Molecule: messenger RNA, 2107 nt
Organism: Mixia osmundae IAM 14324
Lineage: Eukaryota; Fungi; Basidiomycota; Mixiomycetes; Mixiales; Mixiaceae
Exons: 5
Coding region: 158-1666 (502 amino acids)
Source: RefSeq, a predicted model, not a curated record
GUAGCGCUCGGCGAGUCUCUAGAACGAGGCUGGCCCUUGUGAAGUCACGCUGAGCCUUCGAACCGUCUGCCUUGAUCGCAUGUCAUCCUGCUUUCCCGAAGACAGGAGAACGAGCUGGUCGCAGCAGGACUGAGGAGCACAACCUUGCGGACGCACAAUGGGAGUCCUACCGGCCGAAUAUUCUACGCACUCGGCAAGACAUAAGCAGACAGCAGCUACAACAGCUGCCGUCGGAGUGACCGAGCAUCCACUAGCGACCCAUGCUGCGAGCCCCGCCAUGGCUGACCAGAACGAGCUCACUGCCGCGCUUGCAUCGCUGCCCGACUCUGACAACGCAGCAGCUGCAGGCGAUGCAGACCCGCCUAAUGGCCCAACUGAGGCUGCUACCCAGUCAGAUCCAACAGACUCGCAAGUGGCAGCAAUCGUAGAUCCAAGCUCGACGCCUGCGAGCCCCGUCGAGCCGCAGCCUUUCCUCACGCCUGCAAUGCGGCUCCGAGCGGGCUUGGCCAGACGCAUGCUCAUUGGCUUGAACGGCCUGGGAGGCCACAAGAGAAUCUCACUCAUGCUCACUGGCUGGUGGACAAUCGCCCAGAUCGUUGCUUUCAUCGUCGUCCUCGCGGUCACCCACAACGAUCCCUGCGACCAACCUCUGCGCGCAUACCUCGCGGUACAUGUCGUGCGGAUAGCUCUGGUGUUUCCCAUCAACUUCUAUCAGGCUCUCAAUCCUGUCAGCAGGGAUCGAGAUGCGAGCACGACGGCAGAGGACAGAGCGGAAAGGGAAGCACGACGUGUGCUGGGAUCGCCCCUGCUCGACUCACGCGUCAUACUCGCUCAUGAGUUGCUGUCGAUACUCGGACUCGUUAUGUUUGUACUCGGCAACGUCUGGUACUGGUCUGCCAAUACCUGUCGUCGUGAUGCUCCGCCGCUUUACUGGUCCAGUCUGAUCACGCUCAUCACUGGCUACUUCUAUGCGGCCGAGGUCAUCUUUGUCGUCUUCUCCGUGCUCUUCUUCCUGCCCCUCGUCAUCCUGCUUCUCCGGAGCUUCGGCGUGUAUACCAAGAAGCACGAGAUCGGACCACUGAGCAAGGAGGAAAUGGAGAAAUUGCCGCUUGUGCUUUUUGUACCUCUAGCGGCCGAUGCGCCUACGACAGUAUCAGACACAGCUGUGGUCGAUACAACAGAAACGGCGACAGCUACAGCAACGAUAACGUCUCCAACAGAGCCGAUCACAGAAAAUGCCAAGGAGCGCAGCAUACGGCCCUCUCGAAGGCGGAGACGCUUAGCAAGAUUGUUCACAUAUCCCAGCAGGCAUCGUUCCUCGGCAGACAAAGCGACCACUUCAUCACUCGAACCGAAUGCUGAUGAAGGCGGACCUUACGUCAGGACGCCGUAUCCGCUUCGUCCGCUUGCAGAAAACCAGGCGACCUGCAGUAUCUGUCUAUGUGAUUAUGAGCCACCACCAUUGCGGGGCAUAGUGCCAGAUGGCGAGCAGCCAGAGUUUGAGCCGCUGCGCCUGCUACCCUGUGGACACUGCCUUCAUAAGGAAUGCGUCGAUGCGUGGUUCCUCACGAGCGGCCGUUGUCCGAUCUGUCAAGCCGACGUUCGUCCUGCACCCAAAGGCAAAGCGCAAGCAAGCUCGAGCAAUGUCGAGGCAGACGCGGCCUGACGUCAAUACACGAUUCUGCAAGAUCUAUGGUUGUUGUAUAGUCAUGCAAUCGAUUGUACAUACUCAUUGCGUCGAUACAUUCUCGGACGUGCCGAGUUUCUCAUACCGUGCUGUCAUGUCGUCAUCGGCCGCUUGCUGCUUCUCACGCUGAUCCGCGAAACUGAAAAGCGACUUGGCCGGACUGCCGUACUGGAAAGACUCGUCCCCAAUGGUAAGAGGAUCGCCGCGGGCAGACCAGAAGCGAUGCGUCUUGGAGCUGACACCGUAGGCCGUUGGAGUCACCUCAAUGACAUCGCCGCGCUUGAGGUCGAUCUUGGGGAUGUCUUGCGGCGCAAGACCCUUGAGAUAUGCGAAAAGACAACGCAGUACUGACGCAUGCCCUAUGCAAAGCAAGUCAUUCGGCUCUCUUUCGAGCUCGAAGAUGACAGGCUCCAGUCGGAC